Neomonachus schauinslandi (Hawaiian monk seal) is the source of this 1100-nucleotide messenger RNA. RefSeq names its product ribulose-5-phosphate-3-epimerase (gene RPE). Lineage: Eukaryota; Metazoa; Chordata; Mammalia; Carnivora; Phocidae. Gene Ontology annotation, cellular component: cytosol. The coding region runs from base 91 to 777 and encodes 228 amino acids. The record is from RefSeq and is a predicted model, not a curated record. Gene Ontology annotation, molecular function: D-ribulose-phosphate 3-epimerase activity; metal ion binding. Gene Ontology annotation, biological process: carbohydrate metabolic process; pentose-phosphate shunt; pentose-phosphate shunt, non-oxidative branch. The transcript is spliced from 6 exons.
GGGAAGGGGCUAAAACUGCGCAGCCAAUCGGGGCGACACUUUCGUCUUACCGGGGGACUCGUGGGUAACUUGCUCUUGGGAACCAGCACCAUGGCGUCUGGCUGCAAGAUUGGCCCGUCCAUCCUUAACAGCGAUUUGGCCAAUUUAGGGGCUGAGUGCCUCCGGAUGCUGGACUCUGGGGCCGAUUAUUUGCACCUGGAUGUAAUGGACGGGCAUUUUGUUCCCAACAUCACCUUUGGGCACCCUGUGGUAGAAAGCCUCCGAAAGCAGCUAGGCCAGGACCCUUUCUUUGAUAUGCACAUGAUGGUGUCCAGGCCGGAACAGUGGGUAAAACCAAUGGCUGUAGCAGGAGCCAAUCAAUACACCUUUCAUCUUGAGGCUACCGAGAACCCAGGGGCUUUGAUUAAAGACAUUCGGGAGAAUGGGAUGAAGGUUGGCCUUGCCAUCAAACCGGGAACUACAGUUGAGUAUUUGGCACCAUGGGCUAAUCAGAUAGAUAUGGCCUUGGUUAUGACAGUGGAACCUGGGUUUGGAGGGCAGAAAUUCAUGGAAGAUAUGAUGCCAAAGGUUCAUUGGUUGAGGACUCAGUUCCCAUCCUUGGACAUAGAAGUCGAUGGUGGAGUAGGUCCGGAUACCAUCCAUAAAUGUGCAGAGGCAGGAGCUAAUAUGAUUGUGUCUGGCAGUGCCAUUAUGAGGAGUGAUGACCCCAGAUCUGUGAUCAACCUGUUAAGAAAUGUUUGCUCAGAAGCUGCUCAGAAACGUUCUCUUGAUCGAUGAAACCACAAGGAGUUGAUGCUCAUGAAAUCUUUUUACUGGACGACAAGAAUAUUGACUAUCAAAUCCUAUCACAGUUGAAGCAGUGCUGUUUUUCUGAGCAGUCAUUCCAGUGACUAAAAUCUAUUCUGCAGAAUGUUCCAAGAGGUUAGAAAUUGGUGUGUAUAACUACAUUUUUAGUGAUGGAAUUUAAAGAUUAGUGUGGUAAAAUACCAUUUUUACUGGGAGACUUGAUUUUUAUAAAGUAAAAAUAUGGCUGUAUUAAGGUUGUAAACAAAAAUGUGUCUUAAAGCCUAAUGAAGGUGUACUAGUUACUAUGAAAAAAU